AUGUCCUUCUUUGGCUUCGACACCAAUCUCCCUCGGGACAAACAGGACAGAGACGCUGGUCGUGGCUUCUUUGCCGGCCAGCAGGACGCCUUCGCCUUUGCCAAUCGCGACAGUGCUGACCAGGGCGAUGUCCUCAAUUUCGACGACACUUACGAUUCUCUGGCCGACAAGCUCGAUGAGGCUGGCGAUGCCUUCAACGAUGACACUUUCGGUGAUGGUGGCCGUGUAGGCAAGGACUUUGACUUCUUCGGCACCACCAACAAGGUCGCCGGUACUCUUGAAGAAGAACAGGCUCUGCACUAUGCUCGCCAGCCUCCUCCAGCUCAGCAGCGCUUCCAACACCAACAACAGCAGCCCAAGCCCUCUCGUUCUGGCUACGAAAACUACUCCAAGCCCGAGUAUAUUCCCCAGCUUGAAGCCAACGCCAGCCUCUGGGGCCUGCCUUCUAAGAAGCCUGCCCAAGAGCCUCAAUUCAAGCCUUCGACUCCCUCUAGCAGAAAGAUGAUGAGCCUUGAAGAGGUCGAGGCUUCGAUGCGCGUCCAGUCAAGACCUUUGUCUGGAGCCAUGAACAUGCCUCAGCAUCACACUCCCGUCCAGGAGCCUUUCCACGCUCCAGGAAGCAGCUUCUCUGGUGUCCAGCAGAUGCAACAACAGACUCCGCGACAGCCUUCAAGAGAGCCUCAGAUGGCUUCCCCCUUCCCUCAGCCUCAGCACAUGCCUGUCCAGCCUCCNCCAGGCAUGCAGAACCCUGGUUUGAUCGCUCAGCAGCUCCAACAGCAGAUGCCUCCUACUGGUCCUCCCUCUGGUCCCCCACCCGGCGAGUCGGGCCAUGGCCAUCGUGCCUCAUACUCUGGUCCUCCAAUUACACAGGCCAACCAGAUGAUGCAAUUGUCUGAUGAACAGCGUGCUCACUUCNNCCUUGCAGAAGAGGCCAAACGUGCCAAGCGCAACCACAAGAUUUUCUUGCUGUCCAAGGACAACGGCCUUAUGACACCUCAAGACAAGAACUUCAUCACUCGCAUUCAGCUACAGCAGCUCCUGACUGCCACUGGUGGCGUCGACGAGCAAUCUUCGGAUGCCCAGCUUGCCGAGGACUUUUACUACCAGGUCUACGCUCAAAUCCGUGGUGCCCCCAGACAACAUCCUGGCCAACCCCUGAACCAGUUUGCACAGACAUACCUUUUCCAAACCGGCGGUCGCUAUGGAGCAGGUCGCAGACAUCCUCGUGGUGGUGACAACCACAUGCAGAGAAUGGAGCAGCAGGUUCAGCGUGCUGUCGAAGCCGCUAAAGCCAGACCUAAGAAUAGACAGUUGAUUGUUGAGGGCAGUCUUGGUAAGAUUGCUUUCAGCAACUCUAAGACUCCCCGUCCUCUGUUGAGCUUCAAGCGCCCCGACAGCGAGAGCAGACCUCACAACCAAAGAGUCGCCAAGCCCAGCGUUGCAGACCGCAAGUCUACUCUUCGCAACAUCGAGAAUGUCUACGAGACCUUGAUGCAGAUGGAGGAUCACGAGCGUCACCUGCCCCCACCACCAAAUGAGGAGAGCCACCCAGAUGCUAUUCAGCGUCACAUUGAGUGGAGACAGAGAGCUCACGAGCUCAACCAGAAGCUGUGGUUCAACCUACGAGUAAUGGAACCCAUCCAGCAAAAUCCUUCAAGUCCUCAUCCAUUCAUCGCCAUCUUGUCUCAUGCUAAGGGAAAGAAGGCCAUUCCACGCGUCUUCCGUCAUAUUGACGACCAACAGCGUCUGACUAUCCUGACCAUCCUCAUCAUCCACCUCGACAUUCUCGAUGUUAUCCGCCUGGCUUACCCUCACNNCCCUGACGAGCCUCAACUGCCUCGUGCUGUCCGUGAUGAGGUCGAGCUGUUCAGCCAAGCUGUCAUUCCUACUCUGCUCGCCUACAUUGGUGACGCUCCUCUCAACAUCAUUUCCGGCCUUGUUGGUCUUGUCCUCGACCGCGUCAAUGUGCAAGCCAUUAUUCGCACCAAGAUCGGUGUCGCCAUGCUUACCAUGCUUGUGUCACGCGCCUUCCUUGUUAAGCAACAAUCAAGCGCUCAGGUGUCAGACGAGGACUGGAGUCAAUGGACCCAGCUCUACAACCGUCUAUUCGAUCUUGCCGAGCCUGUGCUCCCAUACAUUUUCACCACCGACAACGUCAACACUAGCAACGACUUUGAGAUUUGGCAGUUCUUGGCUACUAUGGGUGUUAGUGCCAGCCCAGAACAACAACAACGUCUUGUCCUUGGUGUCAAGGACAGAGUCAUGGCUACUGUUGAGAUCAGCAAGCAACUGCCUCAGGACAUGGCCGCCAGGAAACUGGGUGAGGUCAAUCUUUUCAUGAGAGCCAUUGGUCUGGAUGUCGAGUUGCUGGGUUGA
Messenger RNA from Aureobasidium musti, 2376 nucleotides. The record is from the annotation of a GenBank genome assembly. NCBI's taxonomy places the organism in Eukaryota, Fungi, Ascomycota, Dothideomycetes, Dothideales, Saccotheciaceae.